This is a messenger RNA of Aspergillus ruber CBS 135680, 2205 nucleotides long. Its product is annotated as dynamin family protein. Gene Ontology annotation, molecular function: GTPase activity; microtubule binding; GTP binding. Lineage: Eukaryota; Fungi; Ascomycota; Eurotiomycetes; Eurotiales; Aspergillaceae. The transcript is spliced from 3 exons. Gene Ontology annotation, cellular component: cytoplasm; microtubule; membrane. The coding region runs from base 1 to 2205 and encodes 734 amino acids. The record is from RefSeq and is a predicted model, not a curated record.
AUGAGGAAUCCUCAGAACCCUGAUCAGUCUACGCUGACUGAUCCCGCUUUGCUCGACAAGAUCGACAAGCUUUUCGCUUGCAACGUGGGCGAGUAUAUUUCACUCCCCCAACUGGUAGUUGUUGGCGACCAGUCUAGUGGCAAGAGCUCUGUCCUGGAAGGACUAACUCAGCUCCCCUUUCCCCGUGAUAGCGGCCUCUGCACACGAUUUGCUACGCAGAUUAUCUUCCGCAGAGUGAAGGAGUAUUCUGUCCGUAAGAUUACUGCGUCUGUAUUACCUGGCUCGGACGCAAGCCCGGAGAAAAAGGCCGCAUUGGAAAAAUGGGCAUGGGGUAAAGAUGGCCCGUUUGAUCCUUCCGAAUUCUCGCAUGUGAUGCAUGAGGUUCAUUCGUUGAUGGGUUUGUCGGGCUCACCAGACACCUUAAGAUCGACAUUUUCGAAUGAUGUCUUCCGUCUUGAAAUCUGCGGUCCCAACGAGGACCAUCUUAGCGUCAUCGAUGUCCCCGGAAUAUUCAAGAACACCACUCCAGGCUUGACCUCAAAGACAGAUAUCCAGUUGGUCCGCGAUAUGGUACUUGGAUACAUGAGAAAUCCUCGAUCCAUCAUGCUCACAGUCGUUCCGGCCAAUGUGGAUAUCGCGACACAGGAGAUUAUUGAGUUGGCGCGCGAACUUGAUCACGAUGGACAACGGACGCUUGGUGUUCUCACCAAGCCGGAUCUUGUGGACGAAGGUGCUGAGCAGAAGGUGCUGGAUCUCCUUCGUGGCGAAGGCUUAAUCCUCAAACAUGGUUGGUUCCUUGUGCGCAACUUAGGACAGCGUGAACUUCAAGAAGGAGGCGUUGAUCGCAACACAGCUGAGGAAGACUUCGGUAGAAAAGAGCCGUGGAACUCUAUUUCUCCAGAUCGCUUUGGGAUCAAUGCGCUCAGGUUGCGCCUUCAGGAGGCAGUUAUUGACAACGCUCGGAAGUCAUUUUCUCAAGUUCGUUUGGAGAUCAUGAAGAGGCUCAAGUCGCGCAAGCAAGUACUCAAGGACCUCGGUGAUGAGCGUGUGACUCCUGAGCAGCAACGCGGUCAUCUCCUCAGUGUUGUAGCUCGCUUUCAGGAAAUAACCUCACAUGGCCUGAGCUCCAACUAUGGAACGGACGACAUUUUCGAUAGCCAUCCGGAUCUUCGCCUAGCAACUCUGGUCAUGAAUCGCCAUAUUCGGUUUGCAGAUAACCUCAACGUCUGGGCGCAUGAGUACAAGUUCAAGACAAAAACAGACAUGGACAAUUCAAUCGGUGGUCAGGUAAACAAUUUAUUUGAGCAUUCCCCAACUUCGGAAGACGGGCAAACUUCGGAAGAUGAGCAUUUAAGUGGCUCAAACAAGCCGACCAAAUCUACCAAGACCCGUGAAACUGCAAACAUGGAAGACUUGACCGAGGUUCUCCACGAGUGUACCGAAGAAGUAUCUCCCGAAGAUGGGGAAAUUUACGAGUGGUUGACCGAGGUCUUUUGUUCAUCUCGUGGAUUUGAGAUGGGCACUUUCAACCCUUCACUUCUUGCCACAACAAUGAGAAAGCAAUCUGCGAAGUGGCCCAAUUUCACGCUGGGAUAUAUUAGUGACAUAAUUACCAUUGUCCACCGGUUUAUUCUUGCGGCUCUUGAGGUUGCAUGUGUUGAUCGGCGCGUCUGUCACAGACUAAAGGCACGACUAAUGGAAGACUUGCUGUCCAAAUAUCGGAAUGCUAUAAAGCAAGCAAAUUUCAUCCUCGACAUUGAGCGAAAUGGCACGCCCUUGACAUUGAAUCCUUACUUCAAUGACUCGUUACAGAAAUGCCGAGAAACUCGGAACCAAGCUCAAGUAGCGCCUAAAGUUCCUGGUGACUGCAAGCACGGAGAAGUAAUUGGCCUCCGCGAUGUAUCUGCAGUUCAUGACAAAAGCAACACCAGACAAACUAUAGAGGACAUUCAUGAUAUAUUGCAAUCGUACUACGAAGUAGCACUCAAGCGCUUCGUGGACAAUAUCUGCAUGCAAGCCGCUGACUAUUAUCUCGUCAACGGACCAGAGACGCCAACGAAGCUUCUCUGUUCUCUUUACGUCAACAAACUAUCCGCGGCGGACUUAGAGGACAUCGCAGGUGAAGAAAGUCAUGUUCAACGUUUGCGGGCGCAGUUGACCAAGGAGAUCAAGGGUCUAGAGGCCGGAAAGAAGAUACUUCUUUAG